AUGUUCAUCGACACCCACGACCUUCCUCAGUACCGAAUGCAAAUCACCCGCUACAAUGAUUUCAGAAACGCCAGUGACGACAUCAUCGAUGCUAUACCAUGUGUCUAUCCCCCAAAGUACCAUCGAUAUGUGGAUGGAACUCAAUACUUUCUGGUCAGGAGAAGAGACGAUGGAUAUCUCAUGGCCGUAUUCGUGUACGAGAUAGAAUCUUCCGAGACCCUAAAGGAUGGGAAGAUUUUGGAAUCUUUGUUAACAUGGGAAUCGACAAGUGGCAAGCAAGCGAACGAAAUUGGGAGAACCAGGGAGGAUUCUGGUUACACUACUUACCCUUCUUGGACCAUUUCUCCUACACCCAUGAUCGGAUCAAUUACGGAUUGGACUACCACAUAUACAACCUGUCCAAUGCACGAGGAACUGUCCUGUUCGAGUACGAUAUUCAGGAGUGUAUCGACUACUGGAGAAACGUCCGAAUUGAUCAAUGGAGCUACGACACCCAAGAACAGCCCCCUUCCCCUGGAGGACAUGUUGACACUACCAUGGGAGAUAAUAGUGCCCCAGGAGGACCAAGAGAUAUACCCGACGAUGCCUCCAGUACAAGUACCAGAGUGGGAGGACCCGACGAUAACGACGACAAUGAAUCCGGACCUAGAGGAUUCGACAGUGACAUCGAAAGCAUCAUUGUCCACAAACGACCAGUCAUCCACAUCAACCAACUCGAAUCAGUUUCUGUACCUGGAACUGAUGAUGGAAGAAAUGAAGAUGAUGAUGAAUACGAGUGGAGAGUUAGAGCUUACUCUCCCAAUGGAAGUAGCGGAUGGAGAACAACAGCAACAACAUCCAGCGAUGGUCGACUCAGCAGUCCUUUCGUUCGAGAACUUACCAACGGAGGAAUGCCAGUAUGGAGCGACUAUGACUUCGGAUAUAGAGGAAAGCACACGGGAUAUGAGUACACCGACGAUGGAAGAGUACUCAUCUCAGAAGAAACUUGGGACCCCCAACCAGGACCAUCUAAACAAACCAUUAGGGAUGUCGCCGGAUAUUAUUCAGAUGAGGAGUACGACCUCUACUCCCGAGUCACUACCCCAGAUAUCUACGACACCUAUGAGCAAUGGGACUAGUGAAGGAAUGGAUGUAGUAGAAGGAGAAGAAGAGGAGUUAAUAAAAAGAAAGGAAAAGAGAAGGAGAAAGAACAAUAAUGUAAAUAGAUGGGAAGAGUAUAAAGGAAAAGAUAAGGAGUGGGAAAAGAAAGUUAGGAGAACAGAAGCAGAGUUUGGUAGUAUUAGAGGUUUAAAAAGACAGAUGAAUGAGGAUAGAGCCAAUUUGCAAGGAAAAGGUUACAACAGAACUUUAGCUUAUGCAUGGGGAAAAGCGAUAUAUGAGAAGCCACAUGUCUCUUCAAUGGCUUACAGAAUAUUUGGAUCUCCAACUCGGCUAUUGGCUCUCAAAACAUACCUUUUGUACCAAGGGUGUGAAGAAGACAUUGAAACGGACUAUCUUAGUCAAGAUAAAGUUCGGAAAAUGAGCCACGAUCAGCUUAAGAAAGAAAACAGCUGA
Messenger RNA from Paraglomus brasilianum, 1554 nucleotides. Lineage: Eukaryota; Fungi; Glomeromycota; Glomeromycetes; Paraglomerales; Paraglomeraceae. The record is from the annotation of a GenBank genome assembly.